Gloeophyllum trabeum ATCC 11539 is the source of this 1941-nucleotide messenger RNA. RefSeq lists its product as uncharacterized. The transcript is spliced from 6 exons. Gene Ontology annotation, biological process: regulation of DNA-templated transcription; nuclear-transcribed mRNA poly(A) tail shortening. Bases 118 to 1941 code for a protein of 607 amino acids. Gene Ontology annotation, cellular component: P-body; CCR4-NOT core complex. The record is from RefSeq and is a predicted model, not a curated record. NCBI's taxonomy places the organism in Eukaryota, Fungi, Basidiomycota, Agaricomycetes, Gloeophyllales, Gloeophyllaceae.
GCGGUUUCGCGGAGAGGCCAAAGAAGCGUCAACUGUGCGCUGCAGCAAACGAGUAAUACCUGGUUCGGCUUGUUUCUGUAUCUUUUCGGAGCUUUACUCUUGAGUAGGCGGCACGCAAUGAAUCGAGGUCAACCACAACCACCCCAGCGGCCACCGAGUCUAGCGCCCACUCCGGGCCUAGCUGGCCACUUCCGCGGCCCAUAUCCUCCCUCAUUCGGCCUCCCACCAAGGAACGUCAUGCAGGGCUACCCAAACCUACCAAACCACCGCACGCCACAGAGCAUGGUCUCGCAGCCAUCACCGAACUUCAUCCAGCAGCGCGCGCAGAGCACAUUCCCGUUCGGCAGCGCGCUGCAGCAGCAGCAGACACAGCAGCAGCCACAAACCCACCAGCACCAACAGACGAGCAUGCCACACACCCAGCAGACGACAACACAACCGUCGAACAAUACGAGCACGAGUUUACCCCCGCACCUGGCGCCUCAGACCGCACCUUCAACCCUAGGCACGGCACCCUCGGUGUCGUCAGCGAGCGAAGUCGGCCUGGAUCCGAACGACUUCCCAGCACUCGGUUCGACUACCACUGGGUCGGCGGCCACAUCGAAUAGCACGGCAACCGGCGCGACAGGAGGUGCUAGCUACGCGAGUCAGGCAGGGACGGGGGUGGCCUUGGGUGGGGUGGGCGGACAGGGUUCAUCGAGCACGUCAGGAGGGAACCAGAACCGCGACUUUACGCCGGACGACUUCCCCGCGCUAAGUGGGCAACCCCAGACAUCACAAACGCAACAAUCGGCACACCCGAGUCAACCGAAUCAAGAAGGUCACCCACCAGGGCUUAACGGGUUCGGUCAGCAAAAUAGCGAUCAGCAGCGGCAGACAUUGUUGGGUUCGCUAGGUGGCGUGGCUUCUACGCCAUCGCAGGCAGGGCAGCAGCAACCAGGGCUAUUAAAUCUGGGUGCGUCUCGAAACUUACAUUCCGGGUUCCAGUCGGAAGCAGAAAAGCAACGGGUACGCUAUGUUUCCCCUGCAGCGGGCGCGGGCUCGUAUCCGACACAGUCAUUGCAGCAAAACGGCGGCGGUCACAAUUCAGCGCCAAACCACCUACCACAGCAGCCCUCUCAGCAGCAUCUAAACGCACCGCCGGGCGUGCCUCCCCCAACCUCCUAUGUCCAGCAGCCAAUCGCGGGCCACCACCCAGCGCCAGGCGCAGGCCAGCAGGCACAGCAGACGCCCUAUCUAGGGAACGGGACACCAGCUGCUGAUGCUGCACAUGCGCAGGGAGGCGUGCCACAGACCCCUGCGCAACAAGUGCUAAUGUCUCCGGCGGACCGGUGGGGGCUAUUAGGGCUAAUAGCCAUGAUAAAGAAUGCGGAUCUGGACCAGAGCAUGCUAACGGUGGGUACAGAUUUAGGGACGAUGGGGAUGGAUAUGACGAAUACUGGAAAUCUGUACUCGACGUUCAUCACGCCCUGGGCGGAUUCAUCAGCGGCGCAUACGGUAGAGCCCGACUUCCAUUUACCAGCCUGCUAUAGCGUACACCCUCCGCCACCGGGGCCUGCCAAGGCUCAGGCAUUCAGUGACGAGACGUUAUUUUUCAUGUUCUACUCGUCUCCGCGGGAUGCCAUGCAGGAGGUUGCCGCGCAGGAAUUGUAUAACCGCAAUUGGCGGUACCACAAGGAGCUGCGGCUAUGGCUCACGAAGGAGGCGGGCCAGCAGAACUCUGUGAAGGUCAACGGCGGGGAGUCCGGGACGUACACCUACUGGGAUCCGGAGAACUGGGAAAAGGGCCGCAAGGACAUGAUGGUCAUGUACGCGGAUCUGGAGGAGAAGGCGCACCCCGCGUUCGCGCCUGGCCUGACCCUCCAGAUGCCAACGCAGUCCCAGCCGCAGCAGCUACCGCAAACGAGGGCUAACCUUCCGGCGAUCGUCACGUCGAUGUGA